AAUUAAGAAUCGUAAGAAGAAUUCCAUUAGUUUCCGACAAGUUAGCCAGUAGACAUGGCUUGUGGGUGUUCUUCAACCGUAAUGGCAGAGAAGAUAUCUUGGUACUGUGCUCUGUUUCUGGCAGUCAUGCUGGUAUUGAGCUGCUGCGAGUCAGGAACAAGCGAGUUCGGGAAUAUUGAGGUGAUACCGGAGAAUGUGAUGAAGAAGGGGUGUGAUGAGAUAUAUGUGGUUCGUGUGGGAGAGACACUUCAAACCAUAAGUGAGAAGUGUGGGGAUCCUUAUAUAGUCGAAGAGAAUCCUCACAUUCAUGACCCAGAUGAUGUUUUCCCAGGAUUAGUCAUCAAGAUCAGUCCUUUCAGCAACCGAUGAGAUAACAGAGCAGAGUAGUCUCGAUCGUUAUUUCCCACCGGAGAAUGUUACAUGAAGCUGUACGAGGUAACAUGGCUGUACUUGCGUUUGUACGUAGGUUGGAGUACUUUUUAUGUAAAUAACUGCAGAUGGUUGAUGAGAAGUGAAGCUGAGCUGCGAGAAUUGAGUACAUCCCAUUUCUCGCGAAACAUAUCAAUAUCAUGUGUAAUUCCAGAACUUAGGACUGUGUAGAUUUGUUUGGUUUCUUGUUUUUUACGUUUGGGACGUCUCUGUGAAAUAUGGUCCUUUUGCAAGUUUUAUACUUUGCAGCGUGCAUAUGUCAAUGCAGAGCUAGCUUAUUCUUUUA
This is a messenger RNA of Neltuma alba, 715 nucleotides long. RefSeq lists its product as uncharacterized. The record is from RefSeq and is a predicted model, not a curated record. The transcript has a single exon. Lineage: Eukaryota; Viridiplantae; Streptophyta; Magnoliopsida; Fabales; Fabaceae. Bases 55 to 369 code for a protein of 104 amino acids.